AUGGAUCUUCAGGAUAUGGAAUCUGUUAGUAACAGACAUGAUUACCCUACGGACGAAGAGAAUACGACAACACAGUCAGUACAUGGCAUCAAACCGAAUGCUGCUAGCGAUGAAUCGCACCCGACGAACGUUAAACCAGCCAAAACAUACGCACAUACUUCGGAUCAAGACAUCUCACGCUACAAAGACGAUUGCGAAAUGACGGUCCAUCGCCAAGAAAACAGUCUCCACACGUUCCGCGUAUGGUACGAUGAGCUAGCAGCGAUCGAACCGCAAAUUAAGCCUUCAAGCAUCGAACGGAAUGUUAUAAACACAGUGAAUGAUUAUACUUGGAAACCCUGGGCACCGGAAGCAUCUUUUACAUCGGAGCCCGAUUACGACAGCUCGCUCAACAUUACACAAGAAGAUUGGAUUCAGUUCAUGGAACGACUCUUUUCCGCAGAGACUCUGCCAUUGGAUAUAACUCUUUUGAUGCAAAGAAUCUGGCCAAUCUACAACAUUGCUGCAUCUGAAGACAAAGUGGGUCGACUAGGUUUCACUGUCCAAGCCGCAGCAGCUGAUAUAUCGUUGCUCAAACGCGUCAUGGAACAAGUACUUCACGAUGAGCGAUCCUGGCCUGCAUUUCCAUUAAGCGCUCGUGAUCGUUUGGAUGACAAAGUGGUGGAGGAGAGCAUUUCGUUAGAAGACUGCAAAUCCUGGAAUGGCUACGAGAAAGACCUUGGAAUUCUAAUGCGCACGGUCUCUCGUGGAGUGACUCACAACCCUGCAUCAAUAGAGAGGUGGCAGGAGGCCUACCGCAUAAGAAAGGUCAAGAAUGAGGAGGAAGUACAGUCAACGCAGCAGCAAAUAGAGUAA
Exserohilum turcica Et28A is the source of this 855-nucleotide messenger RNA. RefSeq lists its product as uncharacterized. Lineage: Eukaryota; Fungi; Ascomycota; Dothideomycetes; Pleosporales; Pleosporaceae. The transcript has 2 exons. Bases 1 to 855 code for a protein of 284 amino acids. The record is from RefSeq and is a predicted model, not a curated record.